AUGUCCAACAAUUUACAACCGCCGGGCUCACCAUUGUCUCCUUUAUCGCCACCCUCCCCGUUCCAACCAGCCUAUUCAACAGACCAAAAGACGAUUUACGACGUCUUGUAUUCAGCCGACAACCCACCUGAAUUCUAUGGGUCUCGUCAGCCGGUUAAAUUGGGCGCCUGUCCUCAUAUUGUGAAAUUGAAGCAGAAGCUCAAAGAGAACGAUGGAAAUCAAGAAAACAACAUCUUUGAAAACUAUCGGUCAUUAGUUCAGUACUCCAUUCUAUGGCAUAAGAGUAGAAAAAUCAAGUAUACAAGCGAUGGAAAAAGGCGAAAGCCAUUGAAAGAACUACCUUUGCCUCAGUGCAGCACUUGCCUUGAUCCAUUAUCGCGUUUGCAUGCCUGUCUGCACUGUGUGUACAUUGGGUGCUGGCGUAAAGGGCAUUUGAAAGAUCAUCAAAAGGAGAAGAAGCAUACAUUUGCAAUGGACUUUGAUCGACAUACACUUUUCUGUGGCGAAUGCAAUGAUUAUAUUUAUGAUAUCGAGAUAGAUGAGAAGGUUGUGCGAAGUGAGAUUGUAUCAAAAUCUAGAAAAAAGAAGCAGCGAAUUCAAUAUACACUAUGGGAACCUACGAAUCAAGAUAUCAGCACCAUUGUCAAGAAUUCAGCUAUCAACUCUUGCCAAGGCAUCCGUGGGCUAUGUAACAUGGGCAAUACAUGCUUUAUGAAUGUGAUCUUGCAGAGCCUGGUGCACAAUCCACUUUUGAAGGCUUACUUUUUGAGCGAUCGACAUAAUCCCAAAAACUGUCAAAAGCAAUUUUGUAUGUGCUGUGAGAUGGAUGAUUUAUUUACGCAGUUUUACUCUGAAGACAAGAAGCCGUACGGUCCAUGUCGGUUCCUCCAAUCCAUGUGGAUGAGUUUGAAAGAACUAGCGGGAUAUGCUCAACAGGAUGCUCAUGAGUUCUUUAUCAGUGCCUUGAACAACAUUCAUGCUGGAUGCGAAGAACAAAAGCUAUCUCACUGCGAAUGUAUUAUCCACAAGACAUUUGCGGGGCUAUUGCAGUCCAAUGUAACAUGUCUCCGCUGCAGAAAUGUAACCACUACGUGUGAUCCCAUGCUGGACAUCAGUCUGGGUUUGCGACCUGUGGAGAAAAAGAAGAAGCAAGCCCCUGGAUCAGUCGCAGCCAACAACAGCAGCAGCAGCAGCAAGUUGCUAGGUGGAAACAACAGUAAUGGCAUAACGGAUAAAAAUGGACGGCGUUUCAGCGCUGACGAUGCUAUCCGAGGCAAACAAGGCAAUACACUGCUCGAUUGCUUGGAUCGAUAUACACAGCCAGAGAAGCUGGGACCCAAUGAAUACAGUUGCAGUAAAUGUGGAAACACCUUUCAAGAGGCAACAAAGCAACUCUCCAUUAAGCGUAUACCUCCAGUGCUGAGUAUUCAAUUGAAACGCUUUGAGCAUGGCACAACAUCCACGAGCAAAAUUGAAACCAAGAUCAAGUUUCCAGCCGAACUUGAUCUGACACCAUACACAAGUAGCAAAAAGAGGGAUGCGGACAAUGUCUACACACUCUUCUCCGUAGUGAAUCAUCAAGGCAAGAUGGAUACGGGACACUAUACCAUGUACGCAAAACAUAGAAACGAGUGGUUUAGAUUUGAUGAUCACAAUGUAACAGUGGCGUAUCAGAAGGAUGUGCUUGAUAGCAAGGCGUACAUGUGCUUUUACAUCAAGAAAUCACUUGAAUACGAGGCUAUUGAUCCCUUCUCCAUGUAA
Messenger RNA from Mucor velutinosus, 1761 nucleotides. RefSeq names its product transcription factor of the MADS box. The transcript has 8 exons. NCBI's taxonomy places the organism in Eukaryota, Fungi, Mucoromycota, Mucoromycetes, Mucorales, Mucoraceae. The coding region runs from base 1 to 1761 and encodes 586 amino acids. The record is from RefSeq and is a predicted model, not a curated record. Gene Ontology annotation, molecular function: cysteine-type deubiquitinase activity; zinc ion binding. Gene Ontology annotation, biological process: protein deubiquitination.